CAUUUGCCAGAGCAGAAACAAAAAGCCUCACUAGGAAGAAAGUGAAGAACAACUGAUUCAUCCACAUUCCAUUGAAGAGGUAGGAGAUGAGCAAUUAGAUAGGCUUUGAGGAAUACUUGGGUUUGUAUUUGAAGAAUUAGGGUUCUUGAAGAAGAAGAUAUGUGCUGUUUCUUUCCAUUGACAAGGAUUUAUCAAAGGUUUUACUGGCAAUCCGAUAUCCCCUCUUCCUUAUCAUCAGUGUUUCUGAAUCUGGUUGACAGGGAGUGUUGUUUCAAUGACGACCAAGGGUGACGGAGACAAAGAAUUGCCAGACGAGGACGAAGUAACUGGCAAUAAAGUACUGGUGCAUGAAGGGAAAAAUGUAGUUAAGAAUUGUGAGUUCAAAGUUGAGAUUGUUAAUGGUGACGUACAAGGUGGGGCCCCUGGGGGUGUGGGGGCAUUACGAGUUAAAGGUUCGGAAUUGCAACAGCAGGAACAGAGUCAAGGGGCAGUAAUCUGUUGGGAAAGAUUUCUUCAUGUUACCUCCAUUAAGGUGCUGCUGGUGGAGAAUGAUGAUUCUACACGACAUGUUGUAACCGCUUUACUUCGAAAUUGCAAAUAUGAAGUUAUACAAGCAGCUAAUGGAUUGCAAGCCUGGAAGAUAUUAGAAAAUCAUACCAAUCAAAUUGAUCUAGUGUUAAGUGAGGUAGUAAUGCCUUGUUUAUCAGGCAUAGGCCUUUUAUGCAAAAUCAUGAGCCACAAGACACACAAGAAUAUCCCUGUGAUCAUGAUGUCACCUCAUGAUUCGGUGGGUUUAGUCUUCAAGUGUUUGUCAAAAGGUGCAACCGACUUCUUGGUAAAACCUAUACGAAAGAAUGAGCUCAAGAAUCUAUGGCAGCAUGUCUGGAGAAGAUGCCAAAGUUCUAGUGGAAGUGGGAACGGAAGUGGUACACAAACCCAAAAAUCUGUAAAGUCAAAGAGCGGCGAGCAAUCUGACAACAACAGUGGUAGCAAUGAAGGGGAAGAUAAUCAGGAAAAUGCUCCUCUUGGAAAUGGAAGUGAUGAUGCAAGUGACACACAGAGUUCUUGGACAAAACAAGCUGUUGAAGUUGAUAGCUCUCAAGCAAUGACUCCGUGCAAUCAAGCACUGUCUCCGUGCAAUCAAGCACCUGAGUGUGGAGACAACAUUCGUGCGCAAGUUAUCCGAUCAAAUGCAGAAACCUCUCCUCACAGGAAGGCACACAUGAACCCCUCAAGAGAUUGUCAAGAAGAACCUGAUAACACUGGAAAAGGUAAACCUUCUAUCACUGACUCACUUAGAGAUCAAGAGUUAGAACCUGUAAAUGCUAUUGAGCUUCCAGUCAAACAUCUCGGCGCAAUACAUAAGAGCGCGCUGGAAAUAGAUUCAAAUGCAAUUAAUUUGAAGAUGGACAUAAAGAAGGAAAACCGAAUCGAUAAUCAUCUGCUCAGUGAACAACAUCUUGUGACUGCUGAGGUGUCUCAUCCUCAGAUUGACAAAAGAGAGUUGAAUAAAGUUGUGGAUGCAUCAGAAAUCAAUAUUAUUUCCACCGAUGACUCCAAACACAAUGUCGUUGAGCUAAGUUUGAAGAGGCUAAGAGGUCUCAGAGAAUCAGGGAUAGCUUUUCAAGAUGAUCGCAAUGUUUUGAGGCAAUCAGAACUUUCAGCUUUCUCAAGGUAUAACUCAUCUGCAAAUCUUAGAAGGACUCCUAAUGGGAUCUCUCGAAGUAGUUCUUUAAUUGGGAAUAGCCUGGAAAUUGCAAAGAAUAAUUCAGUGGAUGAUAUUGAAGCUCACACGGACAAAACACUUCUCAAUCCAAGCUCAAAGGGGGCGAGCAAUAACAUAGCCACCGGUCCCACAACUAAUUUACUUACUUCAAAAUCACUACCACUUAGAGAUACAGUUUACAGUUUGAACGGUCCACAUUUUGCAUCAUCAAACAUUCGGGCUGGUUCAUGUGAAGGAAACCCUGAAUUUCAAAGUCUGAACAGAAGUGCUUCUGGGAAUAACCAUGGAUGCAAUGUGCAGAACGGAAGCAGCAAAGCCGUAAAUGCUGGAGGCGCAAAUGGGAAUAGUGAUACUGAGUUAGCUGGCACAAGUAGAAGUGGUGGUGAUGCAAGUGGCAGUGGUUCUGGAAAUACGAUGGAUCCUUUCAAACUUGUGAGAGCAGCUGCCUUGACCAAAUUCCGUCAGAAGAGGAAGGAGAGAUGCUUCGAGAAAAAGGUUCGUUACCAGAACAGAAAGAAACUAGCAGAGCAGCGACCACGUGUUCGAGGACAAUUUGUGCGGCAGAUACCUCAAAACAACUCAACUAAUACUGCAGAUGGAUGAGUCAAAGCCAUUUUUCCUGAUCCUAUUCACAAAGGUAUCUUUUUACGUGCAGCAGGCUGAGCACUAUUGUGAAAAGCUUAGUCAUAUUGUAACUUAAUUUUUCCCGGCAUAUUGCAAGAACAACAGUCAUUGAGUUAUUAUAGGAGGAAGUUCUGUUUUUCAAUGAAAAGCCUUCUAUAAUAAACAAUAUUACCUACUAUUGUUCAUUCGGCUUAGGAGUGAUCUUCUGUUUAUGACCUGUUGACAAUUCAAUUGAUUUAUGUUAAUCACUGUGAAAUUAUAUUGAUCA
This is a messenger RNA of Lycium ferocissimum, 2618 nucleotides long. RefSeq names its product two-component response regulator-like APRR7. The coding region runs from base 275 to 2329 and encodes 684 amino acids. The record is from RefSeq and is a predicted model, not a curated record. Gene Ontology annotation, molecular function: protein binding. The transcript has 10 exons. Gene Ontology annotation, biological process: cytokinin-activated signaling pathway; phosphorelay signal transduction system. NCBI's taxonomy places the organism in Eukaryota, Viridiplantae, Streptophyta, Magnoliopsida, Solanales, Solanaceae.